AUGUUGAAACAUUGGCAAAAUUUUCUCGAUCUACCAGAACUCAAAUUCAAAUAUUUGUUUGAUAUUAGAUGGUCAUCUAUUCGUGGUUGUUUAAUACCCAUCAUUAGUAAUAUUGAACCUGGUCAUCAAGCCUUAUUUGCUACAUUGAAACAAAUUUCUGAAGAUCAAGAUUUUAGUCUUUCCGAUCGUGAAAAAGCUCUCGAUUUAUAUAAUUCCAUUCUCGAUGAUUCAUUUUUAUUUUAUCUUCAUUUUCAUCAUGAUUUACAAGAAUGUGUAUCAGGUGAAUUAACAAAGAUGAUGCAAAACGAUAAUGUUUCUUAUACAAUUUUGAAGGAUAAAAUUCAGGAAAAAAAGAGUGUGUUAAAUGGGUGGUUAUCGGCUCCAUCAGCUUUAAUCUUUGAUCAACAUACCACCAAUAACUUGAAUUCAACAACAUCGUGUUCCUGUGCAUGGGGUCCAUCUUUAUCCAACUACAUUCAACUUACAUUAAAUAAAACUUAUGGUGCCUUCUCCAUUGAUACAAAAAAUCGACAAAUUGCCGAACAAAACUGUCGGUCUUACAUAGAACGUUUUCUUAUUGAACUUGAUCGACGUUUUCCCAUAUCAAAGGUACAAGAAAGUUUAAGUAGAUUAUUUGAUCUAGUAUAUUUAUGUAAAAAUGAAGAACUUGUUCGUCAAACUGGUUAUGGACGUGAACAACUUGUCUUUCUCUCAAAAAUAUAUAAUCUACUCGAUGAUUUUGAUCCAAAAAAGGUUUCAACCGAAUGGGAAUCUCUACGGCCAUCAUUAAUCGCAUAUAUUGCUAUUGAUGGCAAAAAAUCGAAGGUUUAUUUAGUUUCUCCAACAAACUCAGCUGCAUGUGAGCGUGGUUUCAGUGCUUCAAAUCGUAUUCAAACAAAUAGUCGUGCGCGUCUUUUGAUCGAGACUUUAAAUGUUUUACUUACUAUUCGUUUACUUUUGCAUAAUGAUAUUCGAAGCAAAAGGUGCCAACAAAUCGUCGAAAAAUCAUUUGAUCUUUGGAAUAAUCCAGAUGAGAAUCGUCGAUGGAAACGAACAAAAUUAAUAAUAGAUAUACCAGAUGACUAUGAACCAACACGACAAACUCGUGCAAGUAAUAUUAAAAGAAAACGAGCACAAUCAUUGAAACAGCAUGAUCCUAGUUCAAGUCGGCCAAAAAAGCCGAAAGCAACAGCUGUGAAGUGUGCUAAUGGUUGUCGUCGAACGAUCUCAAAUGAUGAUCCAUUUCAAUAUGAUGCAAUUCAAUGCUGCCAUCAGCUUGAGUAUUAUUCUUGGAUCAAUGAUAAUGAAGAAUGUUCCCGAUGGCUUUGUAAUUAUUGUAGAAUAAAACUAGCAAUUCCAACUGAUUCAACAACUUGGUUUUGCAAUGAUCAUGCUGACAUGCAUAUAGAAGAUGAUACUUUUGAACAAGAACAAUCAUCUGAAUUAAUUUAA
Molecule: messenger RNA, 1452 nt
Organism: Rotaria sordida
Lineage: Eukaryota; Metazoa; Rotifera; Eurotatoria; Philodinida; Philodinidae
Source: the annotation of a GenBank genome assembly